AUGAAGUCUCUCUCUCUCAUCCUCUCAGCCCUGGCUGUCCAGGUCGCUGUUGCUCAAACCCCAGACAAGGGCAAGGAGCAACACCCCAAGCUCGAGACCUACCGCUGCACCAAGGCUGCCGGCUGCAAGAAGCAAACCAACUACAUCGUCGCUGACGCUGGUAUGCACAACAUCCACCAGAAGAACGGCGCUGGCUGCGGUGACUGGGGCCAAAAGCCCAACGCCACAGCCUGUCCCGAUGAAGCAUCAUGUGCCAAGAACUGUAUCCUCAGUGGUAUGGACUCGAAUGCUUACAAAAACGCUGGCAUCACUACUUCUGGCAACAAGCUUCGUCUCCAGCAGCUUAUCAACAACCAGCUUGUUUCUCCUCGAGUUUAUCUGCUUGAGGAGAACAAGAAGAAGUAUGAGAUGCUUCACCUUACUGGCACUGAGUUCUCUUUCGACGUUGAGAUGGAGAAGCUUCCUUGUGGUAUGAAUGGUGCUCUAUACCUUUCUGAGAUGCCUCAGGAUGGUGGUAAGAGCACGAGCAAGAACAGCAAGGCUGGUGCUUACUAUGGUGCUGGAUACUGUGAUGCUCAGUGCUACGUCACUCCCUUCAUCAACGGAGUUGGCAACAUCAAGGGACAGGGUGUCUGCUGUAACGAGCUCGACAUCUGGGAGGCCAACUCCCGCGCCACUCACAUCGCUCCUCACCCCUGCAACAAGCCCGGCCUCUACGGCUGCACAGGCGACGAGUGCAGCAGCUCCGGCAUCUGCGACAAGGCCGGCUGCGGCUGGAACCACAACCGCAUCAACGUGACCGACUUCUACGGCCGCGGCAAGAAGUACAAGGUCGACAGCACCCGCAAGUUCACCGUCACCUCCCAGUUCGUCGCCAACAAGCAGGGAGACCUCAUCGAGCUGCACCGCCACUACAUCCAGGACAACAAGGUCAUCGAGUCUGCCGUGGUCAACAUCUCCGGCGUCCCCAAGAUCAACUUCAUGAACGACAAGUACUGCGCUGCCACCGGUGCCACCGAGUACAUGCGCCUCGGCGGCACCAAGCAGAUGGGCGAUGCCAUGUCCCGCGGAAUGGUCCUCGCCAUGAGUGUCUGGUGGAGCGAGGGUGACUUCAUGGCCUGGUUGGAUCAGGGCGUUGCUGGCCCCUGUGACGCGACUGAGGGCGAUCCCAAGAACAUCGUCAAGGUGCAGCCCAACCCUGAAGUGACAUUCAGCAACAUCCGAAUUGGAGAGAUUGGAUCUACUUCAUCGGUCAAGGCUCCUGCUUAUCCUGGCCCUCACCGCUUGUAAGAAGAUCAAACAACACCGAUGUUCAAUAUGGAUCCUGAGUGUCCACUUGCU
Molecule: messenger RNA, 1341 nt
Organism: Fusarium verticillioides 7600
Lineage: Eukaryota; Fungi; Ascomycota; Sordariomycetes; Hypocreales; Nectriaceae
Product: endoglucanase type C
Exons: 2
Coding region: 1-1290 (429 amino acids)
Biological process (GO): carbohydrate metabolic process
Molecular function (GO): hydrolase activity, hydrolyzing O-glycosyl compounds
Source: RefSeq, a predicted model, not a curated record